UACUUCACCACGCUGUGCGUACUUCACCACGCUGUGCGUACUUCACUACGUUGUGCGUACUUUACUACGUUGUGCGUACUUCACUACGUUGUGCGUACUUCCCUACGUUAUGCGUACUUCCCUACGUUGUGCGUACUUUACUACGUUGUGCGUACUUCCCUAUGUUGUGCGUACUUCACUACGUUGUGCGUACUUUACUACAUUGUGCGUGUGUGUGUAUGUGUGUGUGCGCUAGUGUGUGAACCUGGACAAACUGGAGCCGGUCUCCAGCGAGGAGGGACUGGUCAACCAGUCCAUGGUGCUGCUGGAGGACAGGAAGUUCUGGGCUGGGAUUGUGUUCCCGGACAUCGAUCCAAAUGCAACUGAGCUGCCGGCUAAACUCAACUACAAGAUCCGCAUGGACAUCGACAACGUGGAGAGGACCAAUAAGAUCAAAGACGCGUACUGGGACCCGGGUCCUCGUGCAGACCCCUUUGAGGACAUGCGGUACAUCUGGGGCGGGUUCUCGUACCUGCAGGACGUUAUUGAGCAAGGCAUCAUCAGAGCAGUGACGGGCACCAAGGAGAAGACGGGCGUCUACAUCCAGCAGAUGCCAUAUCCAUGCUACGUGGACGACAUCUUCCUGCGGGUGAUGAGCCGCUCCAUGCCUCUCUUCAUGACUCUGGCAUGGAUGUACUCUGUGGCGAUCAUCCUGAAGAGCGUCGUGUAUGAGAAGGAGGCUCGUCUGAAGGAGACCAUGAGGAUCAUGGGACUGAACAACGGCAUCUUGUGGUUCAGCUGGUUCAUCAGCAGCCUGAUUCCUCUGCUGGUCAGCGCCGGCCUGCUGGUGCUGCUGCUGAAGAAGGGGAACCUGCUGCCCUACAGCGACCCCGCCGUGGUCUUCCUCUUCCUGGGGUCCUUCGCCGUGGUGACCAUCAUGCAGUGCUUCCUCCUCAGCACGGCGUUUGCCCGUGCUAACCUGGCCGCCGCCUGCGGAGGAAUCAUCUACUUCACCCUCUACCUGCCCUACGUGCUCUGCGUGGCCUGGCAGGACUACAUCGGCUUCGGAGCCAAAGUCUUCGCCAGCCUCCUGUCCCCCGUGGCGUUCGGGUUCGGCUGCGAGUACUUCGCCCUGUUCGAGGAGCAAGGAGUUGGCAUCCAGUGGAAGAACCUGGUGUCCAGUCCUCUGGAGGAGGACGACUUCAGCCUCCGCACCGCCAUCAUCCUCAUGUACGUCGACUCCUUCCUGUACGGAGUACUCACCUGGUACAUCGAGGCCGUGUUUCCAGGUCAGUAUGGGAUCCCUCGACCCUGGUACUUCCCCUUCACUAAGGGCUACUGGUUUGGACAGAAAGACGGGAAGUCCAACAAAGUCCCGCUGAGCCGGAAGGAAAACCCAGAAGCUGUGUGUAUAGAGGAGGAGCCGGCUCACCUGGAGCCAGGAGUCUACAUCGAGAACCUGGUGAAGGUCUACCGUCACGGGAAGAAGCUGGCAGUGGACGGACUGACGCUCGGCUUCUACGAGGGACAAAUCACCUCAUUCCUGGGACACAAUGGAGCUGGGAAAACCACCACCAUGUCCAUCCUGACCGGUCUGUUCCCUCCAACCUCCGGUACCGCCUACAUCCUGGGCAAAGACAUCCGGACUGAGCUGAGUGCCAUCAGACAGAGUCUGGGAGUCUGUCCUCAACAUAAUGUCCUCUUCAGCAUGCUGACGGUGGAGGAGCACAUCUGGUUCUACGGCCGGCUCAAAGGCCUGUUAGAGCAGCAGGUGAAGGGUGAGAUUGAGCAGAUCCUGCAAGACACAGGGCUGCCACACAAACGUAACUCCAGGGCCAGUACGCUGUCCGGCGGCAUGCAAAGGAAGCUGUCUGUGGCACUGGCCUUCGUCGGGGGGUCGAAGGUUGUGAUCCUGGACGAGCCCACGGCCGGUGUUGACCCUUUCGCCCGCAGAGGGAUCUGGGAUCUGCUGCUAAAGUACAGACAGGGUCGGACCAUCAUCCUGUCCACGCACCACAUGGACGAGGCCGAUAUCCUGGGCGACCGGAUCGCCAUCAUCUCCCACGGGAAGCUGUGCUGCGUGGGCUCGUCUCUGUACCUGAAGAACCAGCUGGGGACGGGCUAUUACCUAACGCUGGUGAAGAAGGAACCAGAGCCGUCGCUGAGCUCCUGCAGGAACUCCUCCAGCACCGUGUCCUUCACCAAGAAGGAGGAGGAGUGUGCCUCGGUCAGCAGCAGUGACGCCGGACUCGGCAGCGAACAUGAAAGUGAGGCCGCUACCAUCGAAAACGGGCCGGCGGCGUCCAUUUGCAACGUCCCCUUCGUGCCCCCCGACGUGUCCCUGGUCUCGGGUCUGAUCCUGUGUCACGUCCCCGCCGCCCGCCUGGUGGAGGACCUUGGCCACGAGCUGACCUACGUCCUGCCCUACAGCGCUGCCAAGGACGGGGCCUUCGUGGAGCUCUUCAAAGACCUGGACCUCAAGCUGACCGACCUCGGUAUCUCCAGCUACGGAGUGUCCGACACCACGCUGGAGGAGAUUUUCCUGAAAGUGGCUGAAGAUAACGGAGUCGACACUGAAGUGCCCUCAGAUGGUACACUUCCUGUCUGGAGGCGGAGGAGGACUCACGCCUUCGGUGGAGGAGACCAUCAGAGCUGUCUGAGACCUUUAACAGAGGACGACUGCAACGAGUCUGACGGAGAUCCAGAGUGCCGGGAGACGGACUGGUUGAACUGUACCGAUGGUAAAGGGUCGUAUGAGGUGAAAGGUUGGAGUCUGAAGAGGCAGCAGUUUGUAGCUCUGAUGUGGAAACGAUUUCUGUUUGCUCGACGCUCCAGGAAGGGCUUCUUCGCUCAGAUUGUUCUUCCUGCUGUGUUCGUGUGCAUCGCUCUGGUCUUCAGUCUAAUCGUACCUCCUUUUGGAAAAUAUCCCAGUCUGGAGCUGCAGCCCUGGAUGUAUGAAGACCAGGUCACCUUCAUCAGUGAUGACGCUCCCGGAGACGGCAACAUGCAGAAGUUGUUAGGCGCUCUGCUGGACGCUCCGGGCUUCGGGACUCGCUGCAUGGAUGGACAUCCCAUCCCAGAGGCUCCCUGUACGAUGGGCGAUGAAGACUGGCAGAUUCCUGAUGUCCCUGAAAGCCUCCAGCAGCUGUUCAGUUCCACAAACUGGACCAUGGAGGAUCCGUCUCCGGCCUGUUUCUGCAGCUGUGACAGCAAGAAGAAGAUGCUGCCGGACUGUCCUGCGGGAGCUGGAGGACUGCCCCCACCUGAGAUGAAGCUGAGCGCCAAUGACACUCUGCAGAACCUGACAGGAAGAAACAUCUCCGACUACCUGGUGAAAACAUACGCUCAGAUCAUCGGCAAGAGUCUGAAGAACAAAGUUUGGGUGAACGAGUUCAGGUACGGAGGCUUCUCAUUGGGCGCCAGGAGCACUCAGGUCCUCCCACCGGCCAAUGAGAUCGACGAUGCCAUCGAACGAGUCAGAAAGAUCUUUGAGCUACAGAAGGGAGCGGCAGCAGAUCGAUUCCUCGACAGUCUGUCAGGCUUCAUCAACGGUUUGGACACAAAGAACAACGUGAAGAUCUGGUUCAACAACAAAGGCUGGCACAGCAUCGGAGCCUUCAUCAACGUGAUGAACAAUGGCAUCCUGAGGGCAAACCUGCCUGAAGGGACAGACCCCAACCUGUACGGCAUCAGGGCCUUCAACCACCCUCUGAACCUCACCAAGGAGCAGCUCUCACAGGUGGCUCUGGUAACGACUUCUGUGGACGUCCUGGUGUCCAUCUGUGUGAUAUUCGCCAUGUCCUUCGUCCCGGCCAGCUUCGUGGUCUUCCUCAUCCAGGAGCGAGUCAGUAAAGCCAAACACAUGCAGUUCAUCAGUGGAGUGCAGCCGCUGCUCUACUGGGUGGCCAACUUCAUCUGGGACAUGUGUAACUACGUCGUCCCGGCAACGCUGGUCGUCAUCAUCUUCAUCUGUUUCCAACAACAAGCCUACGUCUCCUCUACCAACCUGCCGGUGCUCGCUCUCCUGCUGCUGCUCUACGGGUCAGAGUACUGAUACAGAGUACUGAUACAGAGUACUGAUACA
Messenger RNA from Anarrhichthys ocellatus (wolf-eel), 4063 nucleotides. RefSeq names its product phospholipid-transporting ATPase ABCA1-like. Gene Ontology annotation, cellular component: intracellular membrane-bounded organelle; membrane. Lineage: Eukaryota; Metazoa; Chordata; Actinopteri; Perciformes; Anarhichadidae. Gene Ontology annotation, biological process: transmembrane transport; lipid transport. The transcript is spliced from 25 exons. The record is from RefSeq and is a predicted model, not a curated record. Gene Ontology annotation, molecular function: ABC-type transporter activity; ATP hydrolysis activity; ATP binding. The coding region runs from base 296 to 4033 and encodes 1245 amino acids.